AUGGAUACUGAGCUGGACCAAGUUCUCUGCACUGUGCUUUCUCUAGAAGAAGAUUAUCUAACAAUGUCUCCUCCCCUGAGGUUCCAGGACAACUUCACUAGCACUCCAUGCAUCUCUCCUGAUGAUUUCUUAGCUACACAAAUCCAGAAAGAUCUACAAGACUCCAUCACUCUACAACAAGAAAUGCUGGAAAUUUACACACUCUUCGUAAUCCAACAAGAAGCACAUAACAAAAACUCUAUAAUCCUUAAGGAACAUAAGUACAUAAUUAAUCAAAAUCCAUUAAAACGUAACUUGGAAGAAGUUGAGAAUGCAGGAUCCAAGCAACCCAGAGUCCAGAUUGAGGAUUUCCCGAACAGCAACACAAAUAAACGGUGCAUAAGGAGGACAAACUACACAAAUGAGCAGACUACCUUCCUGAUCAAUGAGUUUGCCCGUAACCCCUAUCCAAACUUUACAAAGAGAUGUCGUAUUGCCAAGAUAAUUGGGAUUUCAGAACCUAAAAUACAGGUUUGGUUCCAGAACCGAAGAGCAAGAUAUCUCCCAAAACAUAAGAACUCUCAGUACAUACAAGGUAGACACUUCUCAACUCCAGAAGAUCUUUCCAACAUUUUUCAGAAUGAAUAUCAGAAUCUACAAAUUAAUGGACAUUUCCAGAUUCCAGAAAACACGUGGAUGCUGUAA
Molecule: messenger RNA, 684 nt
Organism: Rana temporaria (common frog)
Lineage: Eukaryota; Metazoa; Chordata; Amphibia; Anura; Ranidae
Product: homeobox protein siamois-like
Exons: 3
Coding region: 1-684 (227 amino acids)
Molecular function (GO): DNA binding
Source: RefSeq, a predicted model, not a curated record